UUCCUAUUUUGGUGACCGGACUUCCGGAAUAGCAAAUAAAGUUAGAUCUAUCCGUUUAAUCUGAAUCAAGUUUUGAAUCUACAGAAAUUUACCUGGAAAUAAAUUCAUAACUAGCUCAUUAUGUUUACAAACAAGAUGACCAAGUGUAUGCAGCAAAUCUCAAAGAACUGUAUAAUUGCUCGCACUUUUAUUACUGCUGUUCCACUUGCAAAUCAAUCAAAAGUAACAACAAAGUUUGUUGAUAAACUAAAGAAUAUUGUUGGAAACCCAAAUGUUUCAACUGCUGAGGCUGUUAGAGAACAACAUGGACACGAUGCAUCUCAUCAUGAUGUUCACAUGCCAGAUGUUGUGGUGUUUGCUGAAUCUGUGGAACAUGUAAGCAAAGUUCUCAAGUUGUGUAACGACAAUAAAGUGCCUGUUGUUCCAUUUGGAAGUGCAACUGGUUUGGAAGGUGGUGUCAAUGCAUUACAGGGAGGUGUCAGUCUAGACUUGAUGAAAAUGAAUCAAAUAGUGUCAGUUCAUGCACAAGACUUUGACUGUUCAGUUCGUCCUGGUGUGAUGAGGGUAGCAUUGAAUGCUUAUCUCAUGGAUUUAGGUCUUUGGUUUCCUCUGGAUCCUGCAAUUGAUACAUCAGUCUGUGGUAUGUGUGCUACAAGUGCAUCAGGUUCUAAUGCUAUACGUUAUGGAACUAUGCGUGAAAAUGUUCUAAAUCUAGAAGUUGUUUUGCCUGAUGGUAGGGUCAUUGACACUGCAGGGAAAGGUAGAAGGUCUAAAAAAACUUCAGCUGGGUACAAUCUGACUAAUUUGUUUGUUGGCUCAGAAGGAACCUUGGGAGUUAUUACAAAAGCUACAGUUAAACUUCAUAGCAUCCCAGAAAAGAUUAUAGCAGCAGUUUGUCAUUUUAAAACAAUUCAAUCAGCUAUUGAUACUGUGGUACAGAUUCUUCAAAGUGGAAUUCCCAUGGCGAAAUUAGAAUUUUUGGAUGAUAAAGCAGUUGAUGUCUUCAAUAAACAUGGCAAAUUUAAAAUGCCUGUAGCCCAAACCUUAUUUUUUGAAUUUAGUGGACCAGCACUGGGCCUAGAAGAACAGUUUAAUACUACUA
This is a messenger RNA of Physella acuta, 1102 nucleotides long. RefSeq names its product putative D-lactate dehydrogenase, mitochondrial. The record is from RefSeq and is a predicted model, not a curated record. Gene Ontology annotation, cellular component: mitochondrion. Gene Ontology annotation, biological process: lactate catabolic process. Lineage: Eukaryota; Metazoa; Mollusca; Gastropoda; Physidae. Gene Ontology annotation, molecular function: D-lactate dehydrogenase (cytochrome) activity; D-lactate dehydrogenase (NAD+) activity; FAD binding.